AUGCGUAAGAUUGAUGAGAAAAACAAGAUAUAUGUCAUACUCAACAGAUGUUACAGUCACAUCCCCAGCAACAAAGAACUGGAGCUCAGCCAAAUUGUGAGAAGCAAAGCAUGUAUCUAUGGAGGCUGGGCUCCAGUGAGGAACCUGCACAGUUCCAGGAUGGGAAGCCAAAGGAUGCUGACCACCUCAGGCUUGGCAGGGGAAACACAAAGUAACAUUUUGUGUGAGAUCAUUACUUUGCAUGGCAGCCUUUGGCUGCUGCUAGGAAAAAUCCGAAAGCUCAUCAAUUUGUUAUGCAGAAGUAACACAGCUGUAAAGUCAGUGGUUCAUCCUGAGGAUAGCCAUAAAAAAGAGGUUCCACAAAAGUGGGAUCUGCGUGUGCGAGGGCGGCGCGGGAGGGCGGCAGCGCGCUCGGAGCCCGCGGGUCCCGCAGACGCCGGGGCGAGUGCCCGCAGGUGCGGCGGUGCGCGCGGGCGGGGCGGGGCGGGCUGGGCGGCUGCGGCGGGAGCGCCCGGGAGGCUGAGGCUCGCACUCCGCCGGCUCGCGCUCGCGCACCGGCGCUCGCACCCGGCCCGGCGCGCCGCCCGCGCUCACCUGCAUUUCCUUAACGAGCCACUUGAUGGCUGCGGCGGCGCGGCCGCGGCCAGCAGGAAGGACCGGCAGGGGGGCGGCAGGAUGCUGAGGCGACGUACAGGAGCCCCGAGCCUGGGUGGCCAGGCUCAAGCUCAACCCCGGGCUGGGCGCGGAGAGCACCUGCCGGCUACCGGGUGCCGGGCAGCGUCGGGCCAGGUGCGCGCUUCUGAAGCUUUUAACAAGAUGCAGCUGAGCGUGUCGAUAUCUUACAUCUUUUUACUGCUCUAUGGGCUGCUCAGCUGCUUGAAGCUCCUCACUACUUCAGACAAGCACUGGCACCUUCCAGAGACAGUGUUCCCAGGCUUGAUUUACACUCGAUGUUACAACUAUCCUUUGGUGCCCUCUGGAAGAACAUGGGACAUUGCAAGUAAAGGAAGAUUGCAGAUCCACAAGGAACUCGGAGUCCUGAGGGUAAAGUUUGAAAACUAGUAGCAUCCUGGUUUCUCCUGUCCUCCUGGACUGUCUUUGUCAGUGGAAGAAAGGCCGGCCAUCCUCCCAUGCAUUGUUUAGCUCCUUUCUGGCAGUGGCUGUGUUUGUUUAGGAGCACGGUCUUACAACCACCAUUCAUAGCCUGCCAUAUAUGCACUGCCACUAUAUCAUAUUCCUUCUGCUGUUCACUAGGGCUGGAAUUACGGCCCUUGUACUCCAUCAUCGAUUACUGGGAAAUAUUCAUCUAAAUUUGGUUUACAAUUACUUCUAAUUGGGAUUUCCUUGUCUUUAUGAUACUUGGAAUAUCAUAAUUGUAUUUUUAAAUACAAUAUAGUCAAACAUGAUAAACACUUUUCCUAAUUAUUAUAAAGUUUAACAAAUAUAUCAACUACUGUGUACAGAAGUCUCAAAAGAUUAUUAUGGCUCCACCUGAAAAUAAUUGUAACACAAUGUCAGAAGAUACUAGAAGGUAAGAUAAUUUAAUUGUAAAAUGGAGUGCACCAAGAGAUGCAUAGAAGGAGCCAGGAAGACAUCAUUUUAGGGUUUGUAUGCAAGGUGUUUCCAAUGGAGAUUAGCAUGUGAAGCAGUAAAUCAAGUCAGGAUCACACUCACCACUGUGGAUGGACAAUCAUCUAGUCAAGGCCUCAGAAACAACAUAAGACAAAUGUUCUUUCUGUGUGUCUCCUUGAACUAUGGAGGCAUUUUAUCCUGUCCUUGGCAUCAGAACUUUAAUUUGAGGCUUCAGCCACCAGCUCUCAAGCCUUUAGGCUCUGGCAAAUUUUCUGUUUUCUACAUGUCUGAAAUAUUCAAUUGUUCCCUCAUGAUCCACUUAAAAAUCCUUCUCAGAGCUUCUUGGUCCCCAUAAUUGCAGAGUGGCCAUGCACUUGGUCUUGUUUCUCUAUAGAACCCUGAAUAGUACACAGAUGAUCUUUAUCUAGAUUUAGAGCAUGUCAAAGUUGUCCACAGAGUUGUCACAUCUGUGUCCUAAAUGAGCCAAAUGCAGCAAAAUUGUGAAAAUGCCCUAUGUUUUAUGAACAUAUAUCUUCAUAUUUUUAUCUGACUGCAAAAUAAGAAUGAUAGAUAAUUUGAAGUCUAGUGUUUAUUAUCUGACUAAGUGAACCACUGUUUGUUAAGUCACUAUGAUUUUCAUCUGUUUACAUACUGCUUCAGGAAAACCACUUGGGUCCAUUCCUUUAAUUAUUUUUUAAAAGCCAAAGAUGAUCAUGUAAGUGAACUCAAAUUACCAACACUAAUCCUCAAAUCACUGUUCCAUGUGUAUACAAUAGAAUGAGGUUAGUGGCUCACAGAGACUGAUGUGACAAGCACAGGACCAACAAAGUGUGCACCAGGUGGUCUGCACACACGUUAUGGUUGUUAGUUUGGUGUUUGGUGGGACUCCUAACAAUGGGAACAGGUGGAUCUCUGACUCUUUAUCCUGAUCUUGGGACUCAUUUCCUCCGAUUGGAUUGACUUGUCCAGCCUCCAAUAGGAGGGCUUUUACCUUGUCUUAUUGUAUCUUGUCUUGUUGUGUUUUGGUUGUUAUCUCUUGGAGAUUUUUUUUUUUUUUUGAUGAGAAACAGAUGGGGAGUGGAUCUGAGAAGUGAGGAGUUGGGGCAAGGAACUUGGAAGAAUGGAGAGAGGGGAAAGUGUACUGUAUGAGAGAAUCAUCUAUUUUCAAUAAUAAAACAAGGGAGCCAAUUGAAUUUGCUCUUUUAAGCAAAACUUUUCCCCAAAAAUAUAUAAAUUAAAACAGAUAACAUAAAAUUUUUAAAUAGAGGAGAAGUAUAAUUUUAUAAAGAAAGUAUAAUAUUUGAUUUGGACCUUUUGUAAUUUAAAAGUAAUAAAAUAUGUCAACUGCAAGAUAUUUUGAAUUUAGCUGUGCUUAGUUAAGUAAGGUAUAAUAAAUUUCAGUUCUGAUGCUGACUACUUUUGAAUUUUAUUUGCCAGAUAUGACAUGAUAAUGGGUAAGUAUCCCACGUGUAGUAUUCAGUUAUGUGAGCAGCAUUCUAAGUUUCAGAUAGAAGAGGUACAGUUCUGUGGUAGUGUGCUUGCUUUAGUGUUCCUGGGGCCUCACUACAACCACAAAAUUAAUGCACAUAUAGAUGAAAAAUAUAUUUAUUUAUUUAAGCUCUUAGAAAACCUCAGUUUUCUAGCUGGUUAGGUCUCACAGAUAACAUAAAUACUAGAAAUGAAAUGCGUACCUCAACAGUCUCUCUCUUGACUCUCUCUUCUAUGUUAUUCAUCUGUUUCGCAUUGUUUGUGCCUAUUCUAUUUUGGAUUGGGGAACUUUGAAAUGUGUGACAUAAUUAGAAAUUUGUGAUAGGUUAAUGUUAAAAUAUAGGCUGAAAACAGAAAAGAAAACAAAGUAUUUUUCUAUAAGAACUGGUUUUCUACUUUUAAAGUAAGUCACAGUUUGCUACACCACUUCAGUGGCCUUGCAUAUUAAUUGCAUAUGAGAAAUCAUUUUGGUUGGUCCAAUAUAAUGUAUAAUUUCAUUAUACAGUUUAUAUUCAGGAAAGGAAAUAACUUUAUGAUUUUAGCUACAUUAUUUCUAAGCCUUUUCUAUCACCAUAAUUUAUUUUAUAUGCUAAUUUCUCCUUUUGGGCAACUGUUUCCUUAUAUCCACGUGAUUUUAUUUCCCACUUUACUUACAAAUAAGAAGAAUAUAAAAACUAUAAUAGCUCACCUGUCUUUUACAAUGAACAAUAAACCCUUCUAGAACUUUCAUGGACUUGCCCUCAUUUCACAGAAAGACAAAAUAUUUUCUAAGUCUUUGUUUUUGACCUUUUGUUCAUACACAAUGCUCUUGUAUCAGGAAAAAUACAUUUGCAUUAGCAAAGAUUUUAUAUACAUUUGAAAUAUUUAAAGUUGUGAAUUUUAAGGCAGAAUCAAAAAGAAGAGUUGUAAAACUGUAACAUUAUAGACCCUGCUUUUUAUCUUUUGAUAAUUUGUACCUAAUAAAUCAAUUGGAACAUUUUAUUUUAUUUUUUGAAAUAUAUAUUGUGAUUGAAAGAUUACAAAUCCAUGCAUCUCCUUAAGUAAGUGUUCCACAUAAUACCAGGGGUGAUAUAGCCUAACACCUUGCCCUUCACUUCCAUUUCACAGAUGAAACUACUAAAUCCACUAUGGAAAAUGCUCAAUUUUAUAUAAUGAAAAUGGAGUCCAGUUUUCAUAU
Onychomys torridus (southern grasshopper mouse) is the source of this 4237-nucleotide messenger RNA. RefSeq lists its product as uncharacterized. The record is from RefSeq and is a predicted model, not a curated record. The transcript is spliced from 4 exons. NCBI's taxonomy places the organism in Eukaryota, Metazoa, Chordata, Mammalia, Rodentia, Cricetidae. The coding region runs from base 1 to 1062 and encodes 353 amino acids.